Messenger RNA from Aureobasidium melanogenum CBS 110374, 813 nucleotides. RefSeq lists its product as uncharacterized. The record is from RefSeq and is a predicted model, not a curated record. Bases 1 to 813 code for a protein of 270 amino acids. The transcript has a single exon. Lineage: Eukaryota; Fungi; Ascomycota; Dothideomycetes; Dothideales; Saccotheciaceae.
AUGUCUGUCUUCACCCAAACCCAACAGGAGCUGAGCACCGAUGUUCUCGAGUCUCCUCGCUACCAGAAUCUUGAGGUCUGUCUCCAGCGCUACCUUACUUGGCUAUCCCGCCAUGAAAUCGGCCUAGCACUGACUCUAGAAACAAGUCUACUCGAUGGAGCUGUUCGAGUUUACCAAAGACUCGACCGUCUAGUCAACUGCUGUCCAUACGAAUUGUCUCUCGAUGACUACGCGUACCUUCAAGAGCAGCUGGUCGAAAUCACUGUCUUUUGUCGUCGCGUUUCUUCGUAUGUCAACGCUCGCAGACUCCGCACGUUCAACGAGUUUGCUACCCUGACAGGAUACCCCGUCUCGCGAUUAAAGGAGGCCUGGGGUCUACGCCGCUUCCGACCCUCAGCUGAAGAUCUCUGCGAAGUAGUAACAAAAUGGAGCUGGGAAAGAAUAGCACAAGAUAGAUUGCGUGCCGAAAUGGCUUGGCGCUGUGGCCAUACCAAUCAGCGUCCAGCAUAUCUUUACUUGAUGCCAUGCAGACAAGUCGAAAUCGACGGAAUCCUGGACUAUCUAAAUGUCGGUCCGCCCACCUCAACGCUGGCUUCGACCACUUUGUCGUCGUCCACUUCCUCUUCAUACACUUCACCUCCAUCCACUUCAGCGUCGACCACAACAACAACAUCAUCAACACUGUUGUCAUCCACAUCAUCAACAUCGUCGUCGACCACAUCACCAGCAACAUCGUCGUCGCAGUCGACAACCACAAUCUCGCGCGACUUGGAGACUUUGUCUGACAUGGCCAGAAAACCUGAGGAGUCAUAG